This is a messenger RNA of Pistacia vera, 459 nucleotides long. Its product is annotated as upstream activation factor subunit spp27-like. The record is from RefSeq and is a predicted model, not a curated record. Bases 1 to 459 code for a protein of 152 amino acids. The transcript is spliced from 4 exons. Gene Ontology annotation, cellular component: nucleus. Lineage: Eukaryota; Viridiplantae; Streptophyta; Magnoliopsida; Sapindales; Anacardiaceae.
AUGGCAAUACUAGGGACCAAAUUGAUAUUUAUAUCUCCACAAACUUUAGAGAAAGACAAUAAAGAAGAUAAUGUGGAAGGGGAAAACGAUGACGUUGAAGACGAAGAAAAGCCAAACAAUGUGGAUAAAGAAGUGAAGAAACGAGGAGGUGGCUUUAACAAAUUAUGUAGCCUUUCUCCACAACUUCAGAAAUUUCUUGGAGUGUCUGAAUUGGCUAGAACACAGGUUGUGAAAAAAGUUUGGGCAUACAUCAAGGAAAAUAAUUUGCAGGAUCCUAAGAAUAAGAAAAAAAUACUGUGUGACAAGUCAUUGCUAGCCAUAUUUCGUGUAAACUCUAUUGAUAUGUUUCAAAUGAACAAAGUCCUGUCCAAGCAUAUUUGGCCAUUGGACUGUGGAAAUGGUACUUGCUUGAUGUUUCUUUUACGAUUUUAUGUUAUUGAGGCUAUAAACGCGCCCUAG